Messenger RNA from Drosophila takahashii, 516 nucleotides. RefSeq lists its product as uncharacterized. Lineage: Eukaryota; Metazoa; Arthropoda; Insecta; Diptera; Drosophilidae. The record is from RefSeq and is a predicted model, not a curated record.
GUAAGGAAUGUAACAUUUAGUUUUUGUAAAAUAGAUUUAGUAAUCUAAAUUGCCAGCAUGGAAUCCUUCAGUGUGCCCGAGGUGGACAUGAUGACCGUGUCCAAGAACUCGCAAUACGAGCGAGAGUCGCUCCUGAAGUUCUCGCCACCGGUGGGACUGACCAACAUCAGCUACGGCGGCAUGUACAAGGUGGACUCGUUCUACCUGGAGUGCCAGAAGUACCGCGACCAGUUCCGCGAUCCCUACAACAAGCUGCUCCGCCCCAAGAUGUUCCAAGCGUACAGGGGCAAGUGCGGCAUUAAGAUAGAUCCCGAAUUGGAGCGACUGAAGCGACCCGCUGGCUCGCAUGUGGAGUCCAUUCCGGUGGUCUAUCCCAUGGAGUACGGCCGGCAGAUGGACUUCGACAGGGGCUUCCGGAUGGAGGGACGCAACAGCAGGGAAUCGGCCAUCGCCCGCAGGUAUCCCUGUGUGCGUGUGUUGGGCAGAUAGAUUUUCCCAUCUAAAUUGCAAGUUACU